This is a messenger RNA of Argiope bruennichi, 4886 nucleotides long. RefSeq lists its product as uncharacterized. NCBI's taxonomy places the organism in Eukaryota, Metazoa, Arthropoda, Arachnida, Araneae, Araneidae. The transcript is spliced from 22 exons. The record is from RefSeq and is a predicted model, not a curated record. Gene Ontology annotation, cellular component: condensed nuclear chromosome. Gene Ontology annotation, molecular function: single-stranded DNA binding; ATP hydrolysis activity. The coding region runs from base 187 to 4539 and encodes 1450 amino acids. Gene Ontology annotation, biological process: resolution of meiotic recombination intermediates.
AUUUAAUUUUGUUUUUGUGAUAGGAAAUAUUUUAUCCAUAAUAGCAGCCGCAAGCCUUGCAGACGAUAUUUGUAGAAAUUGCUUUCAGAAUUUUUAAAUUAUAAAUUUCUUUUUGCUUGAUAAUAUGAGUAGAAGGACUCUUUUAAAUUAUAUGCGUUAUUUAAGCGCAUACGUAAUUCUUUUGAAAUGACAUGCAAAGCAUAUCCUGUAUAUAAAGCUUGCAACUUUCUUGCUAUCAAUUAUUAUGACGAGAUAUCUAAUACAUUUGAGGAUUGUUUAACUGAGGCACUUAUAUGUGAAAAUACUUUUCUUGAAAAUGAAAAUUUGAAUACUCUGCCAAAUAUAGAUAAACUGUACAGAUUGCCAUGGCAAAAAAUUCAAUAUGAUGAAAACUUUUUAUCUGAUGAAGCAACAAAAGUUGAAGAAUCUAUAUCAGAUAUAAGGGGAGAUACUUAUUUAAAUUUAGUUGAACCUUCAUGGCUUUGUAAUAACGAUGACUGCUUUCAUGAUGGUAAAAUUUCUGUGAAAGAAGAAAACAUUUUUGAUGAGGAUCUUGAAGUUUUUAAAGAAAACACUUUAGAUGGUAAAUUUCAGUUACUUGAUGUUCCAUAUAUUCCAUUUAAUCUACCAAAAGUUGCUCUCAAAUGGCCAUUUCUGACUGAUUUAUUGAAAAAAGUGCCAAUUAUGGAAGUUGAAGAUGUAUUUGAAAAUGAUUCUAAUUUUCCAUUUGAAGAUAUGGAAAUGUUUUUUGAUACAGAUUUGGAGGAUACUGAUAAGAAAUUGUCUCAGAAUUAUACAGAAAAUGUAUUUAAAGAAAUUCUUUUACCAGAAUUACCUAUUGAAGAGAACAAUUUCUUAGAUAUUGUCAAUGUAAAUAAGAAUACCAAAAUAGUACCUGAAUCUAUGAAAUUUAGUCAAGGCCAAGGCAGUUUGAAUGAUAUAACAUCGAAUGGUUUGUUACAUCAAUCUCAAAAAUCUUUCCUUGCAAUGCCCUCUGAUUGUAGUGGGGAUUAUAAAUCAGAAAACAAUAAAGAUGAAGUGGAAAAUAAUUUUAGAAAUGACAAACAUAAAGAAGUGGAUGAUGAUACAUACACUUCUCAUCUUAAAGAAAAUACUUCUAUUGUUGACAAUGUAUUUAAUGACUUUGAAAUGAAUGUCGAUUCAAACAAAAGUCUUUAUAAUUCAAAUCCAUCAGAAAAUUCUUAUGCAGAAGGUACUAUUCUAAAUGUUUGUCCGGAGAACUUUAAUUCUGAAUGUGAUAUAAAUGAGCUGAUAAGUAAAAUUACUGCUUCUCCUCAGAUUGAUGAAAAAACAAGAGAUUGUCAAAUAAAUAGUUUCCUAAACAAUUCUUCUGAUUCAAAUAACGCAAACAGUUGCUCACAAAAUAAUAAUUUUAUUAUUGAGGAAUACCUUCCAGAAACAUGGCUUGAAGAAAAUAAUUUCUUUGUAGAUCAAGAACUUACUACUAUUGAUAACAAUGAGAAAAAUUCGUAUAUGGAAAAAAUUUCUAAACUUACUUUUGAAAAAAGAAUUAAUAAAAAAAAUGAAACAGCAAGUUUAUCUGUUUUACCAAAUAAAAACUUCAGAAGUUAUACUGCUGUUAGAAAAGAUACAUUUUCAAAUUCUCCACUUUCUUCUAUGUGUAAUAAAGAUCUCUCUCAAGAUCAGCCACUUUCACAAAAUUCUAACUCGUCUAAGACUGUAAAUCUACUGUCUAAUUUCUUAAACAUUACUAAAUUAACUAAUAAUGAUAAGACCUUUACUUCAAAAUCAAAAUCUAACCUGCUUAAAAGUUAUUUGAAAGAUAAGGAAAAUGAGGAUUCUGAAAUUACAUCUAUGCAGAAAAGUACCUUGAAUGUUGUAAUGUCUUCAUCUAAGAAUAAAAAUCCUUAUUCAUAUGUACCUGAAUUUAAGGUCGAAGAUUUACUUGUUACACUCUCUGAUGAGAUGACUAAAAUUGUACUCAUUUAUGAAGCUAAUGCUGUGCCAUUUUUACAAUCAUUAUUACAGUCGGAUACAUUUAAAUUCCCUCUUAAAUUCACAAUUGCUGAUAUUUCACCAUGCAAGACUUGUUUCCUGCUUAACCAAGAAGUAAAACAGUGUAGAGAUUAUAACAUCAGUUUAUUAAAAGAAAAAGGGCAAAAACAAGAUUAUUACAGCCAACUGCUAGCAUUUCAUGGCCUCUUAAAAUCAUUUGAAUGCUUUAUUCAUUUUGAUGUUCAACUAGCAAUAUCAAAUUUACUAGAAUUUGAAGAACGCCAUCUGGCAUUAUUGAAAAACUGUUAUGAUUCUAUUGCUAAAACAUUCAAAAGUGAAAUGAAUAAAUGUGCUGAAAUUAAUUACAUCCAUCCAAAACUAAGAGAAAUGGCUAAAUUUCUUAAAGAAAAAUUGAGUCUGGUUAAAGAAACAGGGCACAUAUUUAAGGUUAUGAUUAUUAUAAAAAAGUAUUUGAAUGAGUUAUAUAAAAAAUUUGAGUCAGUGUUAAAAGAAGAAAUGUGCAAUAUUAAAACUUUUCUCAUUCCUGAAAGUGUGUUCCUUCAUGAAAAUACUUUGAUGUUUAAAAGUUCAGAAGACACUGUGUUCUUUGUUAGUCCGUCUUCUCUUGCAAAAAAUAUUCCUUGGAAGGAUUUAAUUUUCAUUAUUGAAUUUCAACAUGACAAUAAUUCUUGCUGGAAGCAUAUCUGUUCUGAGAAGAAUGUUUUUCAUGCUUUUGUUCAAGUUGCUGAUUUACCUCUUAAGACUCUUGAUGAAAUUCAAAAGCUUAAAAAUACAGAUAAAGCUUCUGUUUAUUCUGUACAAGAUACAGUCAGAUCUCUAAUAGUAUCAGGAUCUAUAACUUCUCAGUAUCAGCUUCUUUAUUUAUUAGAAUCCAGGUUGAAUCUUUCAAUAUGCAUCAGACAAUAUAAAGAAAUUUUACCUCAUCUUCAUUUUGCUGAUGUUGCCAUAAAUGAAAAAUCUGCACUGAUUUUUGUUAGCAAUGUUUCCUUUUCAGAGGAUAAUUUUCCAGAGACUUUGUUGGAGAAAGUUUCUUUCCUGCUUUUGAAAUAUGAAAUUUGUUGGAUUAUAGUUCAAGAAUAUAAAGAAAACUUGAUUACCUUGAAGCACAUGAAAUCAAAUGAAAAUUUCUGGAAGUUUUUUUUGCUAAUAGAAGAUCUUUGCCAGAAUUCUACGACUCAUAAAGUGAAGAUGUUACAUGCUCAAAGCAUUGAAGAAACAUUGGAUUUAAUCAAAAAUAUUUUAAUGCGUAAUUUGAAUAAUUAUCCAAUUUCUUUUACUAGUCAAAUCUCUAAAGAAGAAACAUUCCUGAUAUCUUUUCCUUCCCUGAAUCCAUAUGUAGUUCAACAUAUGAUUUCUGAAUGUAGUUUAUAUGAAAUUUUAAAUUUCACUUUGGAUGAAUUAUUACAAAAAUGGUGUUUCAUAUCAGAACGAUUUUUCAAAUGCUUUCAUUCUGCUGUUCAUAAAGUUUUAUCUGUAGAAUCUGAUGCUUCUGAUGAAAGUUUAGUAUCGACUCCGGAUUCAGAUCACGAACUGAAUUUUGAAAGCAAUUCAGAAUUUAAAUUGAAACCUAAUUAUCAUAAAAAUUUGAACGAUUCUCAAGAUUUUGAGGAUUUAGAAGAAGCAAACGACAAUGAAUAUUUUUUGAACUCGAAAUUUGCAAACGGUGAUGAAGAUGGUGAUUACCACCAAUUGCGUGGAAGUAAGAAAGCAAAUGAACAAUUCGGAUCUGACAAAUCUUUACAAGAGCUGGAUCUGGAUUAUAUGUCAUUAAAACUUAGUCAUGAAUAUGAUGGUUAUAACGAUUAUUUAAGCGGAGACGGUUCUUCCUUUAAUAGAACAGGAUAUUCCAUUGACAAAUGCGCUAUUGUAACCCCAAGAAAAAAUAGAUAUCAGGAAAAUGAUUAUUCAUAUAAUUUUGAAAGCUUGAAUUCUCAGUUUGCCAGCAGUAAUAGAGAUAAUGAUUGUAAUAAAUUUUCAAUGAAUGCAAGAGAUAUGUUAGAAAACUCUACCAUAGCAACUAUUGGACGGGAGCCUUUUUCCAGUUCUAUUUCAAAGGUUCCAAAUUCUCAAAAUGGAAACAAAUCCCCGUUAGAUCUCGAAAAAUUUAUGUAUAUUCCAAAGAAAAGGCCAUUUUUGGUUGAAGAUUCAUCUCCAAAUAAUGAUUGUGUAUCGUCACCUGCUCUUAAAAAGUCAUGCAGAAUUCAAAAAGGUAUGAUUUCAAAGAUCGUCAGCAAAAAGGAUUUGGCUUACCCUUCGACUUUUAAUAGUCAAGAUACAGUUUUUUGUGAGUCAGGAAAUGUUAGAAAAGCCAAAGUGUCUCCUUUUAUGAAGAGUGGGCACUGUUUUGAAGAUCCUGACACAAAAUUUGUUGUGAAAUCUAACUUGAGAAAUGAUGCAGAUAUUUAUUUUGAACAGCAGCAGUCUGAGUGGCCAGAUUCUUCGUUAACGAUGAAAAGCAUUCCUAUGACUCCUGCAGUUCGAAAAUUAGGUUAUGAGAAAAUGCCUGGUGUUAAAGGGCAAACAAGGCUGGUCUUUCAUUAGCAAUUACCUGAACAUAUUUAUUAUAAUUAGUUUUAUGCUUGAUUCAUAUAAAUUUGUAUAAAUGAGUUAUUAUGAGAUCGAAUUAUUAACAUGUGCUUUACAAAAUGGCAUAUAAUGUUGAAACUUAUAUCUAUGUAAAACUUGAGAGAACUUUUAUAAGAAACAUAAUAUUGAACUGAGAUAAAAUUUGUUUCGAUUUUCACCUCCAAUUUAUCAAAAAAUAAUAAGAAAAUAUAGAUUUUGUAUUCCGAUUUCAUAAAAUUGCCCAUCUUAAAGAAGAUAAAUUUUGUAUUUUAUAGAAACGGCUAUAGAAACUGUUACAAUUAAUUAAAAUGUCCAUUUAAAUU